Molecule: messenger RNA, 489 nt
Organism: Spizellomyces punctatus DAOM BR117
Lineage: Eukaryota; Fungi; Chytridiomycota; Chytridiomycetes; Spizellomycetales; Spizellomycetaceae
Exons: 5
Coding region: 1-489 (162 amino acids)
Source: RefSeq, a predicted model, not a curated record
AUGCCCAAGAUUGUCAGUUCCAGUACGAUUUCAGCGUCUGCCGAGUUUAUCACAGGCGCAGAGAAAGCUCUCCAUGUAUACUACUGCCAUUAUUGCGGGGAAUAUGUUCUCAUCGUUGACAAACGAUUACACAAGCUGCCACGCCGGAGAACGGACAACGCAUCGAUAAUAAGCGACAAACGAACAUUCAAGCUCAAUCUCAAACGUGGCCCUACAAAAAUUAUCAAGAGAGCGGCUGGAUAUGAAAGACAAUCCCGAUGGUCAUGUCCGCGAUGUGAUCUACCUGUAGCGUACGAUCAAGAUUCUGGGCCAGUGUACAUAUUUGAUGGGGCAGUUCAUGGCGGUACAUCGGCACAAGGCCCUGAUGAAUCAAGAAGACAAGUACUGGGGGAAAGCAAAGUGGAAGAUCAUCGCCCUGCUCAAGUACAAAUGACUGCUGAACAGCUACUUCGAGAAGCGGAGAGAUCCAGAGAGAGGUCGAAACGAUAG